Amoebophrya sp. A25 is the source of this 1182-nucleotide messenger RNA. NCBI's taxonomy places the organism in Eukaryota, Dinophyceae, Syndiniales, Amoebophryaceae. The record is from the annotation of a GenBank genome assembly.
GGUAACGGCUGGUUGUAGAGACAAGAAAAUAUAUGGACUUCAUCUUCAUUUCCGAAGAACUCGAUGAAAUCCAAAUCCUCCAUUUUGAUUGAUAUUGUUGGGGCACCCGCCCUAGCUCUAGGAGCACUCGUCAUGUUCGUGUUGUCACGUUGGUUGGCAUUCGUAGCAAUUGGCGGCGUAUCGCACGCAAAAAGGUCAUAAACAUGCCUCUGGUCGUGUCGAGAACGACACGCGGGUAUCGGCUUGGUGGGCGCAUAUGUCACCUCAUCAAUGAGCUCCUAGCCGUUCUCCUGCUCGUGCCUCUUCUCGUGACACACAUCAAUACGACGACGAGUUGUGUCUCUGCGGUAAAGCUUCUAGUCCUCCCUCCAUUGUCAGAGGGAGCUGAAGCCGCAGCCUUUGGUGGUCAUGAGGCACGCGAGUUUUCGAAGUGGCUAGAUGAUGAAGAUAACAUCCCGGCACGUGACAUACCGAUUUUGGAGCAUCCAAUAAAACUCAAGGAAGAUGGCUUCUGGGGAAACCUGUGUAAAGGGAUUAGUAGUGCUAGUAUCUCUGGAAGUUCUACUAGCAGUAGUAGUACAAGAAAAGGUGGAACAAUUGCUGGAAGUAUUGGUUCUUCACUAAGUGCUGGAGGAGGCCUGAUCGUAGGUCAGCAGCCACUCCCAGUAACGGCGCUACCGGAUACGAUGCUACCAGCUUCAUACUGGCACAAAGUCUGCAAGCAUGUGUUGAAGAAGCAACAGGGGAAUAAGCAUGUAGUGGGGUGGACAAGUGCAGUGAGUCUGACUCAGGGCGGGAGCAGUCGUGGUGAAAUGGAUGAAACAUUGGCAUGAUGACUCACUCGUUUAUUUUGACGGCAUAUGCAACAAAGCGAACAAGAAAUUGUGAUUGAUGAUACAAAGUUGCAGAUACUUUUUUCCGUACUAGUAAUCUCAAAUGGAUCGCAAAAUUUGCGCUCUGCGGCUUUCUUAUAUUUGAAUUCAUGCGUUUAAGGCGGAAGGAGGAGAAAGCGAUGCGGACGAUGAUUUGUUGAGAACACUGUGUGUCGUGCAUCAGAUAUGACGAGGGCUGCGGGACUCGAGUGAACCGCAUAGAGAGUAAACCUUGCUUUGUGACACCAUGAAAUAGGAGGCAAAAAAGUUUUCAAUACGAAUGCAAAGCCGGUGUAGUUUGAAAAGAAAU